This is a messenger RNA of Ooceraea biroi (clonal raider ant), 2764 nucleotides long. RefSeq names its product odorant receptor 43a. NCBI's taxonomy places the organism in Eukaryota, Metazoa, Arthropoda, Insecta, Hymenoptera, Formicidae. Gene Ontology annotation, molecular function: olfactory receptor activity; odorant binding. The record is from RefSeq and is a predicted model, not a curated record. Gene Ontology annotation, biological process: sensory perception of smell; detection of chemical stimulus involved in sensory perception of smell. Gene Ontology annotation, cellular component: plasma membrane.
AAAGAAUCACAAAAAAAUUAGUAUAAAAUAAGAUUGAUUUAGGUACAUAUCCUAUUAAUAUAAAUUACAUAUCUUCUUAAUCCUCUAACAUAUCUUUUAACUAUGAACCACAAUACUUUCUUACAUUCUUUUUAACAUUAAAAGCAAAGCAAAUAAUCACAAAAUACAAUUUCUAAAACAGGUAUACUUCAUUUGCGACAAAUUGGAUAUUUUCCUUUAUUAAACAUAUUAUAUAUUAUAUUUAAGGUUACGUCAUGUCAUAUUAUUAUUUAACUGUCAUUAUACAUGAAUUUUAUAUAAUUAAAGUAUAUAUAAUGUUGGACAUGUUCAGCACAGUCAUCUUCUUAAUUUAGUAAGACAUAUAUAUUUAUAUAAGACAUGUUCAUAUUACGACCUUGCAUCUUUUGAGUUGUGAAUUGAUGCUACUGCGUGAGAAAACGGCAGAUGUAAUGCGUGACAUCGCAACAGACUUGUGCUUAGGCACAUAUCAAUACGAACUUUUUUUGUCGCUCUUAAUUCUCGCACAAACUGCAUGGAACUAAAAGCAGCUCGAAUAUUUAAUGUGCUUUCCUCCACUUUUAAAAAGUUUAUACAUGCAUUCGAAUGCUCUGCUAAAUGCGAGGUAACAUCGAUUCCUGCAGACAUAGCAAUCAUCAGUUUCUCGUAAACUUUCGUUAUGGAUGAUUCGAAGUACUCGGAACAAAAAGGUGUUUAAUAUUGUAAUUAAAAAUGGAACCACUUGUUUUUCGAAUAAGAUUAUUUAUUAUUAUUUCUAAACAAGCAUAGUUUCUUUAGUUAACUAUUCCAAGAUAUUUUUAUUAUUCCGAUUAUUCCAAUAUACCUUAUACAAAAAUUCAUUAUUACAAAACUUCUAUAAAUAGUAAUACAUGUGUCGGUAGAGAAAAUUUGUUUAAAUUGAAAACUGAAAAGUAAAUUGGUUUCUGCAGAACAUUGUCUCAUUAAAAUUUCUGUAGGAAGAUUUCGAAUGGGCAGUGAAAUUGAAUCGUGCGGGUCUGAAUUUACUUGGGUUAUGGCCAAAUCCGCAAGAAAGUGCUAGAGAGGAAGUAAUAAGUAAUAUACGUGUGUUGCUUACAUUACUGGUAAUGCUAACUUUAUUGGUGCCUUGUGUACAUUCCUUGAUUAAAACUAAUUCGGACAUCAUGCUGACAAUAGACAAUUUACAAAUUAUUAUACCGAUACUUAGCACCAUUAUAAAGCUUCCAAUAUUUUGGUGGAAAAAAAAAGCAUUCACAUCAAUUGUAAACAUGAUCGUGGAAGACUGGUUAAAGUCAACAAAUAUCCAUGAAAGGAAAACGAUGAUUAAAUGGGCGCUACGUGCACGUAUAUUUAUUACAUGCUCGUAUAUACUAAUAACAAUCGGGCUCAUAAUUUUUUUCGUCAUAGGACCUAUUUUCGGAAAAUCAAUGACAUUGACAUCAAAUAUCACUGAUUCCAGCAGGUCAUUGACCCUACCAACUUAUUACAUUUACGACGUAACAAAAAGGCCGCAAUACGAAUUAACAAUCAUUAGCCAAUGCAUCUCUAUUACCACCACAGGCAUACUUUAUAUAGGAAUUGACAAUUUUUUUGGAUUAUUAGUUUUUCAUAUUUGCGGACAAUUGAACAUCAUGAGGAAUCGUCUCAAAUGUAAUCACGAAAAUUUUCGUGUUGUAUUGAGAGCUAGUGUGAUGUAUCAUAUUCGAUUGCUUAGAGCUAUAAAUACCAUAGAAGAUACAUACAACGUCAUUCUGCUAAUAUUAUUUCUCUUUUUUGGGAUAUUAUUUGCCUUCUGUGGAUUCCUAUUAGUUGCUCUGUUUGAAGACGAAGAAAAUGAUAUAUCGUUUACGCGUUUAUCAUUUCUUUUCCUCAUUACUACAUCCAUAAUCAUACAUAUGGGAAUUUAUUGCGCUGUUGGUGAAACGCUAAUGACCCAAUGCAAUGGAAUUUAUUAUGCGGUAUAUGAUUAUGAGUGGUAUUCUUUGGAUCCAAAAGAAGCAAAGGAUUUAAUCCUAUUUAUGAUUAAAAUUAGAGAUCCUAUUUAUUUCACUGCUGGUAAAAUAUUUCCUGUAACAAUGGCUAUGUUUUGUAAUUUGCUAAAGACGUCGGCCAGUUAUAUAUCCGUUUUACUUACAUCAAGAAAAAACUAAAAUGUGGGUAAAAUUAGAUUAUUUGUAGCUUUUCCUAGGAUUACUAGAAUGCAAUAAUUAGAAAGACUGUAAGUAUUUUAUACAUAGUAGUUUAUUAUUAAUAUUUUCCAAGUAUUAUCUUUUGAAAUUCAUGAUGUUUACAUGAUAUGUUGAUCGUAGUGGACUUGCAUUGCUGUGCUUUUAGAAUAGAAAUAUGAAAUAAAUGACAUUGUUAAAACGCAAUACUUUGAUCAAAUAAUAUUAUAUAAGCAAAAUUAGUGUUAACAUAUCCAUUACGUUAGAAUAUAACAAAACUAUUCAGCUGUUAUUCUUUAUCUUUUUUAUCUCGAUAACAGAAAUUUAUUCUGAUAUAUGUAUAUGUGUAAUUAUGCAUAAAAGUCCACAUGUGCAUUGUAUUAAUAACAACAAUUAUAUUACGGACUGUUAUAACAGAAAUAAUAAUAUAAAUAUGACAAUUAUAAAAUGUGAAAUAUAAAUGUUUGAAAAAUAAAAUAUCUGUAAAACAUUAAUCAAAAUUCGCUCACUACAAGGAACACAAAACAUCUUUUACUGUAUAUAUUGGAUUACAUAUUCACUAUUAAUACAGGAAAUAAACACUUGUGCCCACUAACUUUUAA